GCGUCGACGACGUGAGGCUGUGCCUCCACAUCGGGGUUGGCUGCGGAGAGAUCAGCAUCCUGCAGGUGGGAGGCGUUGUGCCCCCGGAGACGCACGUGCCCCGCCUGGAGUACCUGAUCUCUGGGGCCCCCCUGGAGCAGAUCAGCGUAGCCGAGCCACUGGCCAAGAACGGGGAGACAUGCCUCAGCCCGCAAGCGUGGGACCUCGUCAAGGACUGCGUCAUCGAGGGGCGGAAGCUGGAGGAGAAUCCAGACUUCCACCUCCUCUCCCGCAUGGCGGAGUCCAAGUACACCUUCCCCACGAUCAAGUAUGCGACACGGCUCUACGACAUGCGGCACAAGAAGACCUUCGGGCUGGAGCAGCUGAACAUCAUUCGCCGCUACAUCCCGUCGUCGGUCUUCAAGCAGAUCGAGUGCGGCACGCUGCCGUACGUGAACGAGAUGAGGAACGUCUCCGUGGUCUUCAUCAGCGGCUCCGGGCUGGACGUCUCGUCGCCCAACGGCCCGAAGCAGGCCCAGGAGCUGAUGUCCGAGGUGCAGAAAGUGUGCUACGCCCACGAAGGCACGCUCAACAAGUUCCUGAUUGACGACAAAGGCCUGCCGCUGGUCCUUUCUUUGUGCCAUUGCAGAGGUCUGGAGAGGACCUGA
Messenger RNA from Prorocentrum cordatum, 647 nucleotides. Lineage: Eukaryota; Dinophyceae; Prorocentrales; Prorocentraceae. The record is from the annotation of a GenBank genome assembly.